UUAUUAUUACAUGUCAUGCAUCUGAAUAUAUGCCACCGAACUGCAAUUAAUCUCUCUCUCUCUCUCUCUCUCUCUCUCUCUCUCUCUCACCGACCCCAUCGGCCCAUCUUUUAAUUUCUCCUCACUUUCAAAACCUCUUUGUCUGUCCACUAGCAAGUUCAAUUCCUCUGAGACGACGGCCUCUUCAUCAUCGGCCACCAUGACUGCUGCUGCUUCAGACGUUGCUCGAACAGUUGUCGGUAUCUUAGGAAACAUCAUCUCCGGCUUCCUCUUCUUGUCUCCAGUGCCAACAUUUGUGGGAAUAUGGAAGAAAGGGUCGGUGCAGGAAUUCUCGCCGGCACCUUACCUAGCGACGCUGGUGAAUUGCAUGGUUUGGACGCUGUACGGCCUUCCCAUUGUCCACCCUCACAGUAUCCUUAUCGUCACCAUCAAUGGCUCCGGCGUUGCGAUCGAGAUCGUCUACAUCGUCCUCUUCCUCAUCUAUUCUCCCCCGAGAAAGAGAGGCAAGGUCCUUGCCUGGUUCGUCCUCGAGCUCGUCUUCAUCUCUGCUCUCACCAUUCUCACUUUAACUCUCACUCAUUCUCACAAGAAGCGCUCCACCAUCGUCGGAACCCUCUGCAUUCUCUUCAACAUCUUGAUGUACGCUUCCCCUCUGGCCGUCAUGAAGCUGGUGAUCACCACGAAGAGCGUUGAGUUCAUGCCCUUCUUCAUCUCUCUUGCCGCCUUUGGAAACGGCGUCGCUUGGACCACCUACGCUCUCAUUCGUUUUGAUCCUUUUGUCACUGUACCGAAUGGGCUUGGGACGUUGUUUGCGGUGGCUCAACUUGUUCUAUACGCUACUUAUUACAAGAACACAAAGCGGCUGAUGGCUGCGAGGAAGGCCGAAGGAGAGAUGAAUCUGUCGGAGGUGGUGGUCGGGAAUAGUACACAAGGCCCCGACAAGAUUGAAGCUGCUGCUUCCGACGGACUUGGUUCGGAGGUCCGAGCCAAAUAAUAUAAUUAACAGAGUGACACCUGCUAUGCAUAAAAUCUAAUAAUCCUGAUGGAUCUAGGCAGUCCAAUCAUGCACCAUUAUUUUAAAUUUCUAUAUAUAAUUAGUCCUGCUUAAUCCUCCAUUUAGCUUUGAUCUGAAUAUAUAUGAGGUUUUGUGUAAAUGCUGAGGAAGAAAAAUAUAAAUAAAGGAAAGCGUGAGUGUUCAU
Messenger RNA from Prosopis cineraria, 1199 nucleotides. RefSeq names its product bidirectional sugar transporter SWEET4-like. The record is from RefSeq and is a predicted model, not a curated record. Gene Ontology annotation, biological process: carbohydrate transport. Gene Ontology annotation, cellular component: membrane. Lineage: Eukaryota; Viridiplantae; Streptophyta; Magnoliopsida; Fabales; Fabaceae. Bases 200 to 994 code for a protein of 264 amino acids. The transcript is spliced from 5 exons. Gene Ontology annotation, molecular function: sugar transmembrane transporter activity.